ACCUCACCGCGGAACUCAAAACACGGUUCGAGGUUCAAACCUGAGCUGGAAGUCGUGAAUAUAAAACCUAUGGUUUCUCUUCCACCUUGCGCUUCUUUCUCGGAUUACAGCGGUGCGUCACGAACAUUUCGUAUGUGAUAUACACUUCCUAGAAGCGAAGUUACUUAAGACCUGGCAGGUAGGAGAAGAGAGAUGGUGAACCCGACGACAGUCGCUUUGUCCAAAGUAUAAAUGUGCUGAUAAGGCGUCUUUUUUAAGUGGACCGCCAGUGACACGACGACAGAGCCGCCGCGCCACGCUGUCACUCUGAACCUGGCGACUGUGUAAGUCAACUGCAAGAUGAGUUCAGAUGAGCAAUUGUCACCACUGUCUCCCAAGACGUCACCUGUCACACCAUUUCAACAACGGAAAGAAAGUAACUCGUCAUCAGAUGACAACAGACAGGCAAGACAAGGCAGUUGGGAGGUGGUUGAGGAUAUGCAGGGAUUGAUAGGAGAUAUCCAAAAGCCCGAGAAGCAGGAAGGUUUGCUGUUAAAAAAGAGGAAGUGGCCUAUGAAGGGCUGGCAUAAGAGAUAUUUCCUGCUUGAAAGGGGGAUCCUUACAUAUGCCAAGACUGGCAGUGAUCUAAAGAAGGGGAGAUUACGAGGCCGCAUUGAUGUUGGUCUUUCUGUCAUGGCCAUGAAGAAAAAGUCCAUGUGCAUCGACCUGGACACAGAGGACAGUAUCUAUCACCUCAAGGCAAAGACUCGGAGUCUGUUUGAUCUGUGGGUGAUGCAACUACGGCAUCAUCGAAUUUUCCGUCAGAAUGAGAUUGCCAUGGAGCCUCCCGAGAGACAGCUGCAAUCUGACCCCGCCUCCAGCAGACAAUGUCCCCAGCGUUCUUUUAUCUCCAUGCAGCCUUCAGCCUUAUUGAAGAACAACUGGCGCCAAAACUCACAAGAUAUGGAGAAAUGCUACAAAGAUCUGUCAGAGUGUGAAUCUUCAUUGCUGGAAUUAAAUCUGCUGCUGAAAAAUAUGGAGGUUCUUCAUCGAACAUUCUCAGCACCUGCCAUUAACUUACUGCAGAGCGAAGGUUCCAAAAAAGAGAAACGAGGACACAAAAAAUGGAAAUCAAAGAAUUAUAGCAAGGAAAAUAAAAAUGCUCUACAGAAUCCUGAUGCUCCAUCUUCUCGUCUACAUGUGUCCCAUCCUAACUUGGUAUAUUCAGAACCCGUUUCACCAGACUCAUGCCUGGAGAGUCCAGACUCACCCACGGAAGCCUCUCGAAUGCAGGAGGAGUUCUGUCGGCUUGCUGGCACUGUUCAUUCCACUCUUCGGUCAGCGUACUCUUUACUUUGCUCCGAGAGAGACAGAGUCAAGAACACACUGGAUUUUAUCAGUGAGAAGGACGUCUUUGAUGGGUCACGGCCUUUGCUGCAGCAAAUGUCUAGUGAGAGCCGAGGGUCAAUCCCAGAAUCCAUGUCAGAGUUCUUUGAUGCUAAAGAGUACCUGCUGUCUGGCAGCUCAUCUGAUAAUGAGGUGUCUGAUGAUGAUUCUUACGUCAGUGAUGUAAGCGACAGUACAUCAGUAGAGUUUUGCAGGAAUGAGAAUGGCAACAUGAGGGAGAUUUUUGUGUCUUCAGGUAAUGGCAAUGAGAGUGCAGUGAUGCGGCGAGCACGUUUACCAAGUGCACGCAUGAACGAGAGUGUAAAUCUGUGGAGUAUCUUGCGCAGUAACAUCGGUAAAGACCUGUCAAAAGUGGCCAUGCCUGUUCAACUCAAUGAACCCAUGAACACUCUGCAGAGACUGUGUGAGGAAGUUGAAUACUGCCACCUGCUGGACACUGCUGCAAACACACACGACCCACAUAUGCGCAUGGUUUAUAUAGCAGCAUUUGCUAUUUCUGCCUAUGCAUGCUCGUUCACUAGAGCAGGAGGAAAACCAUUUAAUCCUAUAUUGGGAGAAACAUUCGAGUGUAUGCGGGCGGAUAAGGGCUUCCGCUUCAUUGCUGAACAAGUCAGUCACCAUCCACCUGUGUCUGCUUGCCAUUGCGAGUCUAAAAGCUACACGUUUUGGCAAGAUAUGCGCUGGAAGAAUAAGUUUUGGGGAAAAUCGAUGGAGAUUGUUCCCAUGGGAGUCACUCAUUUAGAGUUGCCAGGUUUUGGGGAUCGUUAUGAGUGGAGUAAGGUCACUUCAUGCAUUCAUAACAUUCUGAGUGGUCAGCGCUGGAUCGAGCACUAUGGGGAAAUGUCAAUUAAACACUCGAACACUACUGGAGAUGUCAGUCAUUGCAAAAUCACAUUUCUUAAGUCAAGGUCUGGGGGUCUGAAUGCUAAUGAGGUAGAGGGUCUGGUUACUGAUUUGGAGGGGCGUAUCAUUCACUCCUUGUUUGGCAAGUGGAACGAGGCCUUGUAUCUGGGCAAACCGCCUUCAGCAACGUGCAUCUGGAGAGCAAAUCCUAUGCCUGAGAACCAUGAGCAGUACUAUGGAUUCACCCAGUUUGCAAUUCAAUUAAAUGAAUUGGAGGAGGGUUUAAAGCCACUGUUGCCCCCAACAGACACCCGUUUUAGGCCGGACCAAAGAUUACUUGAAGAGGGUGAUGUUGCCGGAGCAGAAGAACAGAAAGAAAGAAUUGAAGUCCUUCAGAGAGAGAGGAGGAGAGUCCUGCAAGAAAAUAACAUGACCCACUCCCCCCGAUUUUUCAAGCGUGCUAAAGACGACACAUGGGUGAGCAAUGGCACAUAUUGGGAGCUCAGGAAGGAUCCUGGAUUCAGCAAAUUAGAAUUCCCUGUACUCUGGUGACCAACAGUCCAUGCUUUUUUGUAUAUAUUAUCUAGUGCAAUCUUGUUAACAGUGUGGGCUUUAUGUGUACUGUGCAUAUGUUGAUGUUUUUGUAUUGGUAUUUAUCUUUGUUAAAUGUAAACAUUUAUGGCAUUAUAUAGAAAAUAUCUUUAGAAACACAUUUAUGUCUUGACAAACUGCCUUGCAAAUGCACUGACCAAUAACUUUCAUAAGUGCCUGGAUGUAAUUAGUGUUUCCAUUCAAAGUCUUUCUGUUAUUCUUGUUUCUAUCCAA
Messenger RNA from Danio rerio (zebrafish), 3054 nucleotides. The record is from RefSeq and is a predicted model, not a curated record. NCBI's taxonomy places the organism in Eukaryota, Metazoa, Chordata, Actinopteri, Cypriniformes, Danionidae.